AGCUUCCCAUACAACAGCAGCAACAACCUAUUGUUACCCAGUCACCAUUGGACGACCAGAACCUUGGUGAUGAUGCAAGAAUGGAGGAAGAGGCUGAAGAGCGUAAUUUGGAGGUGGAAUUGGAUGCUGAGUUUGGUGUGCUUGAUUCUAAGUUGGAUGCUCAGCUUGAGGAGGAGUUAUCUCAUGUUGUGCCAAAGACAGGUUGUGGCAUGGAUAAGGGGUAUAAUGCUCCAGCAGACCCGAGUUGAAGAAAUUUGCUUUUAAUAAAUCAACGAGGCACAUUUAGUCAUGAAAGGUUCGGGAGGAUUGCAACAGUUAUAUGGAAGUCUUUAUAUUAUGAGUCAGUGCUCUUUUGGUCCAGUUAGCCUCUAAAAAAGAAGAGGAUUGCUUGGGAGAAUUUUCAAGUAUAAAGGUUAUAAAAUAAAAUAGAAAAUUAUAG
Rubroshorea leprosula is the source of this 439-nucleotide messenger RNA. Lineage: Eukaryota; Viridiplantae; Streptophyta; Magnoliopsida; Malvales; Dipterocarpaceae. The record is from the annotation of a GenBank genome assembly.